AUGGAUAGAGCAUAUACCCUCUCCGAAGUAGCGCAGUGGCCGAAGGCGAAUUAUGUCAACCCAGAAGGUUUCGCAAUUGCCGACUCGCUCUCCCACUUCAAAACUCUCAAAUAUGGUUGGGGAAGGCACAUGUGGGACAUCGACUGGCGGAAUGCGCAGGAUAUUCUAUUCUGGCAGUGGGUUAAUGGUUGGGCGUUCUCAUUCAGUGUCAUGUUCACCAAAGUCUCGAUUCUCUGCUUUUACCUGCGUGUCGCAAGCGAGAAAGGAUUUAGGUGGGCUAUCUACAUCGUCCUGGCUUUUUUCUUAGCAUGGAGUUUAGGCCUAGCGAUUCCGAUGAUCUUUCAGUGCCAACCAGUGCAAUCAACAUGGCAGCUGUUAGGGCAAGGUAUUUCGAAAAGAUCUUGUAUUCCUUACGAGUCCUUCAAACACUUGAAUAUGGCACAGGGAGGGCUGAACUUGAUGAGCGACAUAAUUCUAUUUUUCUUGCCAUUAACAACAGUUAUAGCAAUGAAAAGGCCAAUGAAGGAAAGGGCGGCAUUGAUCGGGCUGUUUUCUCUCGGUUUACUUGUCUGUAUAUUCGCAGGUCUGAGACUAAAGGCUUUGCACAAAACAUUUGAAGGCGAUCAUACUUGGUAUGGCUAUGAACUCUGGCUUUGGGUUAGUCUCGAAGUCCAUAUCGGUAUCAUAAUUGCGAGCCUGCCCGGAAUUAGACUAUCGUUUAUUAUGCUAUUCCGCCAAGUUCCCCUCUUCACAGCUCAUGAUCAAGUCGAAAGCACACUAUUCUCCAAUCCGGAUUUGAAAUUGACGGCAAACCCUCUAGCGACUUCGAAUGGCCGCUACUUCGACGAUAACACGACUAUUACCACAAUAUCAGCGAUCGACCGAAGUGGUAGCGGCUCAGGGGCUCACGGAAACGGCAUGCUCAAACAUAGCCCAUCGCUUCUACAGCGUCUGAAACUGGCUGGAGGUGGACAUAGGUCGAAUAAAUCAAUAACCGAUGAAAAGGAUUUCGAUUUUAAUUCACAGAUCGGAAGGUCUAGAAGUGCGACUUUGCAAUCCACACUAGGUGCUGGGGAUGACUUUGAAGAAAUUGCAGUGCCACCACCGACAUUUGGGGGGUUUUUGGUAUACAAGAGUACUGAGAUCACAGUUACAAGUGAACCUGCGUAUGGGUCGCAUGGAAAUGGGGGGCCAGGGAGUUCUCUGGCUCAAGAUUCUCCACGUGAAAAGGAGUUUUUGUGA
This is a messenger RNA of Orbilia oligospora ATCC 24927, 1242 nucleotides long. RefSeq lists its product as uncharacterized. NCBI's taxonomy places the organism in Eukaryota, Fungi, Ascomycota, Orbiliomycetes, Orbiliales, Orbiliaceae. Bases 1 to 1242 code for a protein of 413 amino acids. The transcript has 4 exons. The record is from RefSeq and is a predicted model, not a curated record.